CCCUCCUCUCGUGACUUUUGACCUUGAGCAUCUGAGUGACUUGCGUGACUUGAUCUGAAUUGAUUUCUUUUUUCUUUCACUUCACCUCGUACCAAUAGACACUUCACAUCAUGGCCACCUUCACCCGCAUCCCCGACGAGGACCGUCCCUCCAUCACCGUUGACCCCUCGGCCGUCAUCUCCAAGAUCGAGGACAACACCUACGGCGGCUUCACCGAGCACAUGGGCCGCUGCAUCUACGGCGGCAUCUACGAUCCCGGAAACCCCCUGUCGGAUGAGAACGGCUUCCGCACCGAUGUCAUCGACGCCUUCAAGGAGCUGCGCGUGCCCGUCGUCCGCUAUCCUGGAGGCAACUUCGUCGCCACCUACCACUGGCUGGACGGCGUCGGCCCCAAGGAAAGCCGUCCCCCGAGACCGGAGCUGGCGUGGAUCGGCACUGAGAGCAAUGAGUUUGGCACAGACGAGUUCAUGAAGUGGUGCGAGGUUGUAGGGACCGAGCCAUACUUGUGUCUCAACUUUGGCACUGGAACUCUCGAUGAAGCCCUCGGCUGGGUCGAGUACUGCAACUCCGACAGGAACAGCUACUACGCCAACCUGCGCCGCAAGAACGGCCGCGAGAAGCCUUACAAUGUCAAGUACUGGGCGCUGGGCAACGAGUGCUGGGGCCCGUGGCAGGUCGGCCAGUUGACCAAGGAGGACUACGCCAAGAAGGCCUACCAAUGGGCCAAGGCCAUCAAGCUGCUCGACCCGUCUGUCGAGCUCAUCCUCUGCGGCGAGACGGGCCACAGCAAAUGGGACCAAUACGUCAUCAACGAGUGCAUCAAGUUUGAUCUCCAUGGCCUUGGCGGCAGCACUACUGCCAGCCUGAUUGACAUGCACAGCAUCCACAUCUACACAGCCAGCUCCGACCACAACAAGAAUGCCACGGCACCUCGGUCCGCGGAGCGAGCCAUCGAGAUUACUGCUGGCAUGAUUGAUGUGGCGCGCAUUGAGAACGGCGUCCCUCCCACUGUGCGACGACAGAAGAUCUGCUUCGAUGAGUGGAACGUCUGGGAUCCCGUUCGCGCUCCCGGUGAAGAGGGUGCUGAGGAGAAGUACACUCUCUCAGACGCCCUGGCCGUCUCCGUCUGGCUGAACGUCUUCGUCCGCCAGUCGAAGCACAUCGGCAUGGCCACCAUCGCGCAGUCCGUCAACGUCAUCUCGCCCCUGAUGACCACCAAGGACGGCAUCCUCAAGCAGUCGACCUACUGGCCGCUGCUGCUCUUCAGCAAGUUCAUGCGCGGCUCCACCAUCGCCGUCAACGUGCGCUCCGGCGAGUACCUCGGCGCCACGGAGCCCGCGUGGAUCCGCGGCGCCAUCGAGACGCCGUGGCUGGACGUCAGCGCCGCCGUCGAGGACGGCGUUGUGAACCUGGCCGUCGUGAACAUCCACGAGGCCAAGGACUUUGCGACGGAGCUGCGCGGUGUAAGCGGCAAGGACGUCGAGGUGCACAGCGUCAGCGGCGCCAACGUCGCCGUUACCAACACGGACGAGAAGCAGGAGGUGGGCAUCCAGGAGUCCAAGUGGGACGGCGAGGGUCUGUUUACGUUCCCCAAGCACUCGCUCACCAUCUUGCGAUGGAAGCUGUAACGGGCGGGUGUUCCGGAUAGCGGUUUCGACUGUCUGUAACCCUUGGGGUCCUUCUAUGGUCUGGUCGUUGGUGGUAUUUGGAGCGGCUCGUUUAACAGGGUUCCGCGAUGGGUUUUUCUGGUUGGCAAUUUAGUUUAGAAGGUUAGGGUUACGAGUACGAAACUGCGAAAUGAUUGAUGAAAUUGG
Molecule: messenger RNA, 1814 nt
Organism: Ilyonectria robusta
Lineage: Eukaryota; Fungi; Ascomycota; Sordariomycetes; Hypocreales; Nectriaceae
Product: family 51 glycoside hydrolase
Exons: 7
Coding region: 111-1628 (505 amino acids)
Biological process (GO): L-arabinose metabolic process; polysaccharide catabolic process
Molecular function (GO): alpha-L-arabinofuranosidase activity
Source: RefSeq, a predicted model, not a curated record